Molecule: messenger RNA, 666 nt
Organism: Macrosiphum euphorbiae (potato aphid)
Lineage: Eukaryota; Metazoa; Arthropoda; Insecta; Hemiptera; Aphididae
Source: the annotation of a GenBank genome assembly
AUGAUGGAACCAUUAGCUAUUGUUUUAGACCUUUUACAAGGUGAAAAAAAUAUGUUUUUUGGUUUUCUAAUACCUUCUAUUACUGAGUUAAUAUACAAGUAUGAACAAUUAUUUAUCAAAAACCAAUUAAAAAUCUGUUUGCCAUUGGUAGAAGUAAUAAUAAAAAGUAUUGAAAAAAGGUUUGAAAAAAUAUUAAGUGACCAAUUUUUGACAAUAGCAGCUAUUUCACACCCAUAUUUUAAAACUGUUUGGAUAAAAAACCAAGUUAAAAAAGAUUUGGCUAUUUCAGAUUUUAAAAAAACAGUUUUAGAUAUGUUUAAUGCAAAUAGAAAUGAGUCUACUACUGAUAAACCAGUAGUUGACAAUAGUGAAGAUGAAGCAGAAGAUUCUUCUUUUUUUUCAUGGUCUAAUGUCACUAUUGAUAAACUUCAAGAAACGUCAACUAUCUCGGUGGAAAAUGAAGUGUGCCUUUAUCCGAAUAGAAGCCCUACAAAAAAACUGACAUCCCUUAAUGAAUUUCCUAAUGUGAAAAAAGUUUUUAUUAAACAUAAUACUCCAUUGCCCAGCAGUGGUCCUAUUGAACGUGUAUUUAGUGUUAGUAAUGCCAUACUAACAAAACGUCGAGGAAAAAUGGAAGACAAAACAUUUGAAAAAGCAAUUUUUUAG